This is a messenger RNA of Pteronotus mesoamericanus, 2641 nucleotides long. It is a transcript of the gene POGLUT1, whose product is annotated as protein O-glucosyltransferase 1. NCBI's taxonomy places the organism in Eukaryota, Metazoa, Chordata, Mammalia, Chiroptera, Mormoopidae. The transcript has 11 exons. Gene Ontology annotation, molecular function: UDP-glucosyltransferase activity; UDP-xylosyltransferase activity. Bases 273 to 1451 code for a protein of 392 amino acids. Gene Ontology annotation, biological process: protein O-linked glycosylation; positive regulation of Notch signaling pathway. The record is from RefSeq and is a predicted model, not a curated record. Gene Ontology annotation, cellular component: endomembrane system.
UAGCUGGGCUCUAGACAAACCAACAGGACUGCACUCGCCCAAACAGCACGUUAAAAGCGCCGCGGGAAGCCCUAGUUUCCAAACGAACAUUUACAGGAAAACUUCGCCCCAAACAGGGGCUCACUUCUGGCGAAGGAAGACGACUACCGCCAUCUCUGGGCCGGGCGGCCCUCCCUGCGCGCACACGGUGCGGCUCCCACGGCCAUGUUUGUGCGGGGCCGCGCUUCCUCUGGUGCUGCCACGGCCUGGAUUCCGCAGUGGCUCCGCUACGGAUGGAGCAGCCGGCGAGCUCCCAGCUUGGGCUGUGGCUGCUGUUGCUACUCCUGUCACCAGGGCCCGGCCGCCAGAAGGAGUCAGGUUCAAGAUGGAAAGUAUUCAUUGACCAAAUUAACAGGUCUUUGGAAAAUUAUGAACCAUGUUCAAGUAAAAACUGCAGCUGCUACCAUGGUGUCAUGGAAGAGGAUCUGACUCCUUUCCGAGGAGGUAUCUCAAGGAAGAUGAUGGCGGAGGUAGUCAGACGGAAGCUAGGAACUCAUUAUCAGAUUAUUAAGAACAGAUUAUACCGAGAAAAUGACUGCAUGUUUCCCUCAAGGUGUAGUGGUGUGGAACACUUUAUUUUGGAGGUUAUUGGACGCCUCCCUGACAUGGAAAUGGUGAUCAACGUACGAGAUUAUCCGCAGGUUCCUAAAUGGAUGGAGCCUGCCAUUCCAGUCUUCUCCUUUAGCAAGACAUUAGAGUACCAUGAUAUCAUGUAUCCUGCUUGGACAUUUUGGGAAGGGGGACCUGCUGUUUGGCCAAUUUAUCCUGCGGGUCUUGGACGGUGGGACCUCUUCAGAGAAGAUCUGAUAAGGUCAGCAGCACAGUGGCCAUGGAAAAAGAAAAAUUCCACAGCGUAUUUCCGAGGAUCAAGGACAAGUCCUGAACGAGAUCCUCUCAUUCUCCUAUCUCGGAAAAAUCCAAAACUUGUUGAUGCAGAGUACACCAAAAACCAGGCCUGGAAGUCUAUGAAAGAUACCUUGGGAAAGCCAGCUGCUAAAGAUGUCCAUCUUGCGGAGCACUGUAAAUACAAGUAUCUGUUUAAUUUUCGAGGUGUAGCUGCUAGUUUCCGGUUCAAACACCUCUUCCUGUGUGGUUCACUUGUUUUCCAUGUUGGUGAUGAAUGGCUGGAAUUCUUCUAUCCGCAACUGAAGCCAUGGGUUCAUUAUAUUCCAGUCAAAACAGAUCUCUCCAAUGUCCAGGAGCUGUUGCAAUUUGUGAAAGCAAAUGAUGACAUAGCUCAAGAAAUCGCUGAAAGGGGAAGCCAGUUUAUUGUGAACCACUUGAGGAUGGAUGACAUCACCUGUUACUGGGAGAACCUGUUGACUGAAUACUCCAAAUUCCUGUCCUAUAAUGUCACAAGAAGAAAAGACUAUGAUCAGAUUAUUCCCAAAAUUUUGAAAACCGAACUCUAAUAGUCAUCAUCGGAAUAAAGUCCUCUCUUUGGCGGCAGAUCUGAGAUAUACUGUGGUGGGAAGCUUACCUUGAGUGUGGCCCAUCUGUGCCUUGAAUACUGUUAUCAAGCCAGAUAUCUUGUUAUCUGUAUCAUGCUUUACCCAGAGCAAGUCUUGAGAAAGAUCCAAAAUGUGUAUAAUACAGAUAUGAAGCAGCUCAACGCUUUGGCUGAAUAAGGACCAGAAAUUAUGAGAUACAGGUUUUGAACCUGAUUCUACCUUUCGUUUUCUUAGGACCAAUCACAGCUUGUGCCUCAGAUCAUCCACUUUAGGUAUGUCCAUCAUCGAAACUGACUAUGUCCAUGGGGUGAUGUCCUUUGUCCCAUUGUUUGGGGCAGAAAUCCAGUCAUUUGGAACCAGUGCAACUCAUCACUGCAAUUCUGCAGUUAUUCUAGGCUUGAUCUUUAAUGCUGUAUUUUAAUGUAAAGUUGUAAAAAUGACUUGGGGAUUAUUUCCUGAAAGGUCUGAGGAAGCAGUAAUUGUGCCAUGCAAUGAUGUAGGAGUUCUCUUUUUUAAAAGCAUAAACUCUUUGGUACUCAGGAGGUUUCUAUGAUGCCACACAGAAAGGGACUAGUUGCAUGAGUAAAUGCAGUUGGAUCUCAAAUUCCUUUCUGUGCCUUCACACUCUUCUUUUUAAGGUUUCUUAAAAAAAACACCUUAAUAAAUUUAGGAAGUAGCUCUCACUCUUUGAGAACUGUGCAUAAAACAGCAAUUCUUCAUUCUUUGCACACCCUUAAUAUUUUUUUCUCCUUCAAUUGGCUGCAGUCCACUCUUUCACUGUCUUGCAGGGACUGGCUUUUCCCUUUUUGAAAAAGACAUUUGGAUAGUAGUUUAAUUUCUCGGGAUGUUCUUGCUAACAUGAUCAAAAAUCAAAAAUUGUUAGAUUAAGUCUCGUAUAAUCUGAUAUUUAGAAGCAUCCUUGUCCUCUAAAUCCAAGCUUUCUACAGGGAAAUCAUUUCUUUCCCUUUGACUCCUAAGAACAGGUUGGUAUGACUUGGUUUCAAAAUUAGUAAAUGUGGGAUUCAGUCAUUUAAAUUCAUGAUUUUAUUCCAUUUGUGGGAAAUGGCCUUUUUAAACCCCCUUCCACAAAAAUUUAAGCCUAAGGAACUUCUUAGAGGAGUUAAAUAUCCCUGGUGAGAUCAUUGCAUGGA